AUGGUGAGAGUGGCAGUGGCACAAAAAACACACACACACCAAUUGGGUGUAGAAAUUGCAGUGUCUGAUGAUGGAAACCAGUCACUAGAGGAAUGGGCUUUGGUUGAAAGAAACUCGAGCAAUAAACUGCAGGAUGAAUCUGAAGUAGUUGGACUAGCACUGAUCAAGGUUUUGGAGAAGAGGUGGACAAGGAUAAAGAUUACUGUCAAAGGAAAGCAACUGUUCUCCCUAAUCCAGAGAGGUGCUGCCAAAGACAUAAAGGUCUUGCUAAAUUGUUUCACAUUCAGGAGUCCGUUAGUGGAAGUUGUUGCCAUCAUGAAGAAUAAAGUGCUUAGUCCAACAGAGCGUCUAGUUGGAUUUGCAAUUCUCCACCAGGCAUAUUCUUCCCAGCAGACUAGUUUCAACCCACUUAUUUCUGUGCUUCUGGAUGCAGCAUCCAAUGAAGAAGCUGAAAUAUUUGAAAGAGGUUUUAUUCUUCAAUUGUUAGGCUCCACCAGCUCUACAAAUACGGCAGAGUUCCUGAAAUUGUCUGCUGCAGACUACAUAAGAAACUUUGAUCCUUCAUCACAUACUUUUCCUCCUAGAGAGCAGCUGCAGCAGCAGUAUUGUAGUGAAGUUGGUCCAGAGUUGGUAGGUAGCUUGUUCAGGAAUCGUGUGAUGAAUAUCUUACCAGAUCCUGAUGUUCCACAAGGCUGUGAUAUCAAUUCGACAGAGUUUGACCUGCAAGCUGGAGUCACACCCAAGAUUGGAUCUGGGGCUAGAGACGGGACUGUAAGCGGAUUGCUGCAAAAUUUAUCAUUGCAAGGAUUAGGUCCUCAAUGGGUCAGACCACAUCCACCGAGGCUUCCGUUGCUGGAGCGAGAACUGGUGUGGUUAAAUCCGGAUAAUACUCAUGAGCUGAUGUGGGAUGGUGGGAUGUGUACAGGUUCAACUGUUGAGCAUUUGAUUGCUAAAAGUUUGGAGGGGCCUCUUGAACCUGCUGAAGAAGAGCAAGUCUUAUUGGGGUUGGGAGAUGAGCCAGGAAGAAAGCUGCCAGAAGAAAUUCUGCCAGUACUGGUGAAAAAUAAUCCUAACCUCGCUGCUGAAGUUCUCAUUAAGCUUCGAGAUUCUACUAAAAUUUUGAAGUAUUUUAGUUUCCUUUUUUCUAUGGAUAUGGACUUUAACUUGAUAGAAGUGGUUAACAAGCUUAAUAAAGCUGUUGAACUUCAACCCGAUUUAGCAAAGAUGUGGAUAGUUCUUUGUUCAAUUAACUGGGAUACUCGAUUACCUAAGGAUGGUAAUCCUCGAAAAGCAUUUCACCUUCUCUUCAAGCUUGCAGAAUUUCCUCGCAUGAAAGAGAAAUUGACCGGGCGUGUUAAGUUAGAUUUGAUCGAUAGGCUUUUGGUACAUUUUACACCCACACCUGAAUUCAUUCAGCAUUUCAUAAAAUGCUGUAUCCCAUCUGAACCCAUGAAUACGAGUCAUCAAGCGAGUUUGGUACUGUACUUCUUGAAGGCACUGAUCGCGAAAGACAUCAUCAAGGGUGGAGGGAGCUUCUUCCAAGCUUCUUUCAUGAGGGUUGUAGCUGGGUUUAUGUGGUCCAGAAAACCUGAGGGCCUCAUGUCAGGGACUUCUUGA
Messenger RNA from Coffea eugenioides, 1617 nucleotides. RefSeq lists its product as uncharacterized. Gene Ontology annotation, biological process: negative regulation of translation; mRNA catabolic process. NCBI's taxonomy places the organism in Eukaryota, Viridiplantae, Streptophyta, Magnoliopsida, Gentianales, Rubiaceae. The transcript has 17 exons. Bases 1 to 1617 code for a protein of 538 amino acids. Gene Ontology annotation, cellular component: CCR4-NOT complex. The record is from RefSeq and is a predicted model, not a curated record.